UCCCUUUCAAAAUGGAUGCGCCCAUGAUCGACGAUUCCGAAGUAGUUCACAACCACAAAGAAAAAGAUGAUGAACGACAAGAAAGGGAACAUUUCGUCCGUAUAUUGAAUUCUUUUAAAGCGUAUAGAGUAUUUUCACUCAGCCGUAUUACAGACUCCCUGAGGCAUUAUGACGGGCUACCAAAUCACCACAAACAGCUUAUACCACACUUCCUAAAGCACAUGGAAACUGUUCAGUCAUGUGUGGAACAGAACAGCCGGAUAAUCAAGCUGAUCACCCAAGAUGCUGAGCACAUCUUCGAGAAUCAACAGAAUAUGUCGAAUGCUGGUGAGGAGGAGCCAGACUCCAAGUCCACGCUGCCACGCCUGUCUGACAUGGAGAAGGUGAAGUCCACACUAAAGCAGUUUGUGCGUGACUGGAGUGACCAGGGUCAGCACGAGCGGGCCGUGUGCUACGAUCCUGUCAUAGCCGAGGUGGUGAAGAGAUUUCCAGCAGACAACUGUGAAACAUCACAAGUAAAUAUACUAGUACCAGGAGCUGGUUUAGGUCGCCUGGCUUUCGAGUUUGCACGACGAGGCUACAGCUGUCAGGGAAAUGAAUUUAGCCUGUUCAUGCUAUUUUCAUCCAACUUUGUUCUUAACAAGUGCAAAGAGGUGAACUGUCACACCCUGUACCCCUGGGUCCAUCAGUGGACGAACAACGUGCGCAACGCAGACCAGACAGCGCCCAUCACGUUUCCUGACGUGGACACCUCAGAAAUCCCAGAGGAUGCAAGCUUCUCUAUGGCGGCCGGCGAUUUCCUCGAGGUGUACCAGGAUCCAGAGAUGUUUGACUGUGUAGCCACUGUGUUCUUCAUUGACACUGCUCACAACAUUAUUGCCUAUGUGGAGAAGAUCUACGAAAUCUUGAAGACUGGCGGGUACUGGGUAAACCUAGGGCCACUGUUGUACCACUAUGCUGAUAUGCCCAAUGAGGUGUCCAUAGAACUGGCCUGGGAGGAUGUGAGAAAUGUGAUAGAGAAGAUUGGAUUCGUAUUUGAGAUGGAAAAGUUGAACGUUAAGUCCACGUACACCCAGAACACGCAUUCCAUGCUCACCUACACUUACGACAGUGUCAUGUUUGUCUGCAGAAAACCAUCAUGAUGUGCACUCAGCAAGAAACAAGAAACCUCUGCGUUAAAUGUUAGGCCUUGCAAUUCUUUUUGUAAACCCUAAGCAGGUUUAUAUUUUUUUUGCUUGAAAUUUUGAAAGUUUGCAAUGAAUUUGCACUGUAAUGGUCAUCUUCAUAUGCACUUUCUUUGCAGCUUGUCUGCAUACAUUUGGCCGUAACUGUUCCAUUAAAAGGGGCCGUUUCACAGAUUUUGGCAGAUAUUGAAGUUUGUCAUUAAAUGCUUAUAUUGAUAAAUGUAAAAAUUGUAUUUAAAAAGCUUCAGUAAAAAACAAGAAUAAAAUUUAAAAAAAAAAAAAAUUAAAAAAAGGUGGUAACCCUAAACUGGGUUCGAACCACUGAUCCCUGGA
Messenger RNA from Dreissena polymorpha, 1517 nucleotides. RefSeq names its product carnosine N-methyltransferase-like. Lineage: Eukaryota; Metazoa; Mollusca; Bivalvia; Myida; Dreissenidae. The record is from RefSeq and is a predicted model, not a curated record. Bases 12 to 1142 code for a protein of 376 amino acids. Gene Ontology annotation, molecular function: S-adenosylmethionine-dependent methyltransferase activity. The transcript is spliced from 9 exons.